Messenger RNA from Malassezia pachydermatis, 1356 nucleotides. RefSeq lists its product as hypothetical. NCBI's taxonomy places the organism in Eukaryota, Fungi, Basidiomycota, Malasseziomycetes, Malasseziales, Malasseziaceae. Gene Ontology annotation, biological process: secondary metabolite biosynthetic process. The coding region runs from base 1 to 1356 and encodes 451 amino acids. The transcript has 3 exons. The record is from RefSeq and is a predicted model, not a curated record.
AUGUCGUGCAGCACGUCCACCUCGGACGCGCCCAAGAGCAAGCCGCUGGAUGCCAUGGGAGAUAUUACGCGUCUGAAUGCUAGGACGGUACGGAUUUUGGGCCAAAACCCAAGCACCUUUACAUUGAAUGGCACCAAUACCUAUUUGCUCAUGCCGCCAAGCGACUGGAACUUUGAGGAUCGGAAUACGCUUCUACCAGCGAUGCUAGUCGAUACGGGCGAUGCCAGGGAGGACUAUGCGCCGAUCCUCGAGCAGGUCCUGCGUGGCAACUUGUCCAUGCAGGACGAUGCACACGCGCCUGUGCGAAUUGGCAUUACAGACAUUAUCUUGACGCACUGGCAUCAUGAUCAUGUCGGUGGUGUUCCUUUUGUCUUGCGUAUGCUGGACAAAUUGCGCAAAGAGGCAGCGCCGUACGCUCAGGUCCCUGUCCCUCGUAUCUUCAAGUUCCCAGAGCCAGUGACAGAUCCCAGUCUGUUUGAGCGUGUAGAACGUGUGCCGCUCAACGCGUAUCUCCAUGUGCCUGGCGUAGAUGGCCCUGCCCGUAUGAUGUGGCCGCUUCGUGACAAUAUGACGAUACGCGUCAGGGACCCCGAAGAUCCGACGCGCGUAACAUCCGUGCGCGCUUUAUAUACGCCUGGCCAUGCGGCAGAUCAUAUGAUGUUUUUGUUGGAAGAAGACAAUAUUUUGCUCACAGGCGACAAUGUUCUGGGCCGGGGCUCGACUGUGUUUGAAGAUCUCAUUUUGUACAUGCAUGGGAUUCAGCGUGGUCUGUCCUUGCUAACGAUGCGACCAGCCACGCCGCUGGGCGUCGUAGGUACGCCGAUGACGGGGAUGAGCGGCGAAAAUGUGCUGUUCCCAGGGCAUGGCCCCGUGAUUCCCAAAGGCAAGGAGACGCUACGUCGCUACCUGAAGCAUCGUGUAGAGCGAGAAGAGCAGCUUCUUGCGCUACUUACAUGCCGUCCAGGCGACAAGGAGCGAGUGAACAAGGCGAUUGCCUACCCCAUGGAACACAUUGAGGCUGCACAGCAGGGGCGCGCGGCGACGCAUGUAUGGACGCUCCGCCAGUUUGUGAGUGCGCUCUAUGAGAACUAUGCGCUAAAUAUGUACCCAGCAGUGGCGCGAGUCCUGCUACUACAUCUACAAAAGCUCUCCGUGUCGCCAGCAGAGCACAAAGCGCCGCCCUUCCCUACGCGCCAGACGGUGCCAUCGACGGCGUGGGCGCUGACGGGGCCGCUGGUACGUUGUGCCUCGCUGCCAUCGUUCCAACGUACAUCGCAGCCGUUCCCUGACCUGCCCAGCAACGACACGGAAUGGCGCGAGAUGCUCGACCUACCGUGGUGCUUGUCUGCGGCCUGA